AAAUUGCAAUGCAGCUGAAGCAGAAACAGACUGAGAGAAUAUCUGUAGUGUACACGGCUUAUUUAUUUAUUUAUUUAAGUCAUUAUUUUAGGUGAAAACUUUAAGGUUUUUUUUCCAGAACUAAGAUGAUGUCACAGUGUGUGGAGAAAUCUUUGUGUUGUGCUGUUUUAGCUCUUGUGUCAGUGUCACUGUUCUACAGCCGAACAGUGAAAUGUGCAGAAACCAAAUUAACACCGAAACUCAACAAAACCCAGAAUCUGAACUUCACUCACAACGAGCCCCUGGUGUACCCCGUUUACAGGCCGUGCUCAGGUGAACAUGAGGGUAUGUGUAUCCAUGGUCUCUGUUCUUAUCCUGAAAACAUCAACAACACAUACUGCACGUGUCACCAUGGGUUUAGUGGUAAACGUUGUGAACAUCGGAAUCUAGCUACAGGUGUGAACAUAUCCUUUAACCUGGAGGAUGUGAUCGCUAUCGUAUGUGGAGUGACGUUCCUGCUCGCCUGCAUGUGUGUGAUUGGCUGCUGCUGCUACAAGAAGUCGUACUGCAGCUGUACAUCACUGAGGGGCAGUAAACCAGCUUCCCCAUAUAAAAACCAGGAAAACGGUGUGUGAGAGUGACAGAGGGCAACAUAGACAGCUGAGAACUGGAACACAGGCAGACUGAGGGAUCACAGCUCCCCCUGGUGGUCACUCACUAAGUGCGCUACUGAGAAGGGCUUUUAUUCACUCGCAUUUUUCAUAAACACAGACUUUAUGUUCUCUUCAGCUAACAAGGCCCAGCUGAAUAAGAGAACAUAAAAUUAAUGAUUCCAAAUAAUAAUAAUAAUAAUAAUAAUAA
Tachysurus fulvidraco (yellow catfish) is the source of this 840-nucleotide messenger RNA. RefSeq names its product epithelial mitogen homolog (mouse) (gene epgn). The record is from RefSeq and is a predicted model, not a curated record. The transcript has 5 exons. NCBI's taxonomy places the organism in Eukaryota, Metazoa, Chordata, Actinopteri, Siluriformes, Bagridae. Bases 126 to 614 code for a protein of 162 amino acids. Gene Ontology annotation, biological process: positive regulation of cell population proliferation; positive regulation of mitotic nuclear division; epidermal growth factor receptor signaling pathway.